Penaeus vannamei (Pacific white shrimp) is the source of this 1628-nucleotide messenger RNA. The record is from RefSeq and is a predicted model, not a curated record. Lineage: Eukaryota; Metazoa; Arthropoda; Malacostraca; Decapoda; Penaeidae.
CAAAUUACGAGGCGCCACAAGUCCUCAGCCACCGCUUAUAUAACAACACUUCCCUCAGGCUGCUAAUCAGUUUAUAGACAGUCGUCGUAAGUGAGUCUUCGCUCUCGCUUAUCAUCGCUUACGUGAAGAGACCUUAACAUUGAAGUUCUAAAGAAGGCUAUGGUAAAAGGCAUUCGAUUCCUUCCAAAGGGGGUCCUUCUACUUCCACUCUGGCUCCUGCUUGCCCUCCCCGUGGACGCUGCUCCCAGGACCUCCAGACAAGCCUCCAACCCAUGCCUCCCUGGGUCAAUAUGCACUAUCCUGACCUCCUGCCCUGACCUGCUCCUGGUCCUGAAGAACCCGACGCCCUCAGGAAUCAAACAGCUACAGCAGUCGACCUGUGGCUUCGCUGGGAGGAUACCCAAGGUAUGCUGUCGAAACCCCGCCCGUGGAGGCCCCAUAACCCCGCCCAAUAAGCCACCUUCACCCACCACCCCUACGUCAACGCACCCCCAGACUCCGCCCCCAGCCCGAGAAAUCACCACGCCCUGCCUCGGAAAUCGCCACGCCCCUGCUCCGGAAAUCGCACGCCCCUGCCCGGAAUCACCACGCCCCCUGCCUCGGAAAUCGCCGCCCCCUGUCCCGGAAAUUACCACGCCCACGACCCGUCCUCCCGUCCCCUUUCCCGGCCGAGCGCUGCCUGCCGAAGAGAAGGGGGAGGACCUGCUACCCGAACACUGCGGCUACUCGCCCUUGGGAACCAGAAUCUCACGGGGGAAAAAGGUUCGGUUCGGCGCCUUCCCCUGGAUGGCUGUGCUGGGGUUCGACGCUCCCGGAAACGACCCAAAAGCCGACGUGAAGUGGGGUUGUGGCGGUUCGCUUAUCAACAGACGCUAUGUCCUCACGGCUGCCCACUGCACGAUGCCCGAAUAUAACGAGAAGCAUACCCUGAGCAAAGUGCGGCUCGGGGAACAUGACCUGAGGGCGGAAAAGGACUGCAGGAGAGCGGGAGGAGGGGGAGAAAUAUGCACACUUCCCCCGCAGACAUUCGGUAUUGAGGAAGUGGUUGCCCAUCCCACUUUCAACAAAAGGGCCCCUGAGAGUGAUGACAUUGCGUUGAUCAGGCUGGACAGAGAUGUGGAUCUUAAAACCCCUUUCGUGCAAUCUAUAUGUCUCCCGACUGAGGACACGGACCCAGAGAAAUUCGUGGGAGAACGCGGGGCCAUCAUAGCAGGUUGGGGGGUGACUAAAUCGGGUUACAGUCUCGGCAGGCUUCUCUCAGCCACCGUGCCUCAUGUCCCUCUGAGCGUGUGUAGGAAGAACUACCGCAAUGUGCUGCUGAAGGAACAGGUGUGUUUCGGCGGGGUGGACUUCAAGGACUCCUGCAAGGGGGACUCCGGGGGCCCUCUCUUCCAGACCAAGUACCCAGGGGCGCCGCACGUCCAGCUUGGCAUCGUCUCGUACGGCUACAAGAACUGCGGGACAGAAGGCGUGGCUUCCAUCUACACCAACGUAGCGUCCUACAGGAGGUGGAUCUUGCAGAAUCUGAAACCUUAAAACUCCUUCGGGAUUUCGUCGAAGUCGCUUGUGUGGAGUUGGAUCCGAAGUUCAGCCCUUGAAGAAAAAAAAAUUAUAUAAAAUUAUUAUAC